Molecule: messenger RNA, 4849 nt
Organism: Lutra lutra (Eurasian river otter)
Lineage: Eukaryota; Metazoa; Chordata; Mammalia; Carnivora; Mustelidae
Product: zinc finger protein 792-like
Exons: 4
Coding region: 594-2453 (619 amino acids)
Biological process (GO): regulation of DNA-templated transcription
Source: RefSeq, a predicted model, not a curated record
AGCACCACUUCUCAGAACUGUAUCCCCCCGACCACCAUCCAGCACGGCCCUCUCGGACCGCGCUCCCAGGACAACUACUUAGCCCCGACGCCCCCACAGAACCGCUCACUCAGCACCUCCCCCACCACCGAACCACCACCCGGCAUCGCCCUCCCAGCACCCCUCCCAGUACCGCCCCCAGCCCCCCACUCAGCUCCGCUCCCCAGUACCCCAACCUUGCACCGCCCACCAGCGCGGCCGUGGGCGGGACGGGAAACGCCGUCCGAGGAGACUGAACCUGGAGUCGCCUGGCGCCGGGCCAAUGACAGGCCAGGAGCGCGGCGCCGCUUGGGGCCGGAAGUUCCUGCGUUCCAGGUCAGCCAGUCCCCGCCCGGGCCGGGGGUCGCGCACCCGCGUCACCCGGCCUUUCCGGAGCUAGGGGGCCGAGACCGGGGGGCUGGGCCCCUGCUCCGCCCGGCACCCCAGAGACGCGGCCAGGUCAGCCCGCGCCUCGUGUCGCACGCCGGCAUCAGCCGGGAGCCCCAGGCCCGCCGUGCCCCGGGUCAGGCGAAGCUGACCGGUCUCCGCCGACUCCGCUGCGAGCCCGGGCACGGAUGGCGGCAUUGGGCGCUGACCCGUCUCCAGCGGCUCCGCUGCGAGCCGGGGCAGCGAUGGUGGUGGCGGCGGCGCUCAGGGCCCCGGCACAGGGCUGUGUGACCUUUGAGGACGUGACCAUUGACUUCUCCCAGGAGGAGUGGGGGCUCCUUGAUGAGGCUCAGAGGCUUCUGUACUGCGAUGUGAUGCUGGAGAACUUUGCCCUCAUAGCCUCGCUGGGUCUGACGUCUUUCAGGUCUCACAUAGUUGCCCAGCUGCAGAUGGGGGCAGAGCCGUGGGUGCCUGACAGGGUGGACAUGACGUCAGCCAUGGCAAGAGGGGCAUACAGUGGACUUGUCUCCGGUUUUGGCUGUGGAGCGGAGGGUGAGUGUAGUGUGUCUGCAGAAGGAGUGUCACAGGACAGGAAGCUCAAAGUGGCUCUGUGUAACCAGAAGGACGACUCCCAUGACACAUGUGGCCUGCACUUGAAAGAUGUUUUGCACCUGACCGAACACCAGGCAACACAUCCCAGGCAGAAACCAGAUGCGUGUGAGGCAUCUGGGAAAGGGUCAGAGUCCAGUGCAAACCUUCAGCAGCAGCAGAACAUAGACAAGCCUGUCAGAAGGGAUGAGGAUAGGGCCUCCCUUGUGAAGAGCUGCAGAGAUGACACAUCAAAGGAGCCUCUCACAGUCAGGGAGAAUGGGAAGGACUUCGGCGGCGGUAUGGCCGCAUCCGGCUUUCUCCAGCGCCAGGUCAUUCACAGAGUGGAGGAGCCUCCCCAGAGCACUGGUGCACAAAAUCAUAACAAGUGUGGUGAAUUUGGGAACGCUUUCCCUGACAAACCCGCACCUGUUCGGCACCAGAGAACCCACACGGGGGAAAGGCCUUUUGAGUGCAACAAAUGUGGGAUAUUCUUUAGCCACGUGUCCGGUCUCUCUCAGCACCAGAGAGAUCACAACAGAGGAAAGCCUUAUGAGUGCUGCGAAUGUGGGAAGUUCUUCAGCCGACACUGUAGUCUCGUGAGACAUCAGAGAGUUCACACUGGGGAAAGCCCUUAUGUGUGCAGCGAAUGUGGGAAAUUCUUUAGCCGAAGCUCCAACCUCAUUCAGCAUAAGAGGGUGCACACUGGAGAGAAGCCUUAUGAGUGCAGUGAGUGUGGCAAGUUCUUCAGCCAGCGCUCCAACCUCAUUCAUCAUAAGCGGGUCCAUACGGGCAAAAGCGCUCAUAAGUGCAGAGAGUGUGGGAAGUCUUUCAACUGCAACUCCAGCCUCAUUAAGCACUGGAGGGUUCACACUGGAGAAAGACCUUAUAAGUGCAAUGAAUGUGGGAAAUUCUUCAGCCACAUCGCCAGUCUCAUCCAACAUCAGAUCGUCCACACUGGUGAACGGCCUUACAGGUGCAGAGAAUGUGGGAAAGCCUUCAGCCGGAGCUCUGACCUCAUGAAGCAUCAGAGAGUCCACACUGGGGAGCGGCCUUAUGAGUGCAGCGAAUGUGGGAAAUUGUUUAGCCAGAGCUCCAGCCUCCAUAGCCAUCGGAGACUUCACACAGGGGAACGGCCUUAUCAGUGCCCCGAAUGUGGGAAAUUCUUUAACCAAAGCUCCAGCCUCAGUAACCAUCGGAGGCUUCACACCAGUGAGCGGCCUUAUGAAUGCCUUGAAUGUGGGAAAACCUUCAGGCAGAGGUCUAAUCUGAGGCAACACCAGAAGGUUCACAAACCAGACAGGUCAUAUAAGUGCGGUGAAUGUGGAAAAGCCUUCAGCCAGAGGCCUACCCUCGUCCGGCACCAGAAAAUUCACAUGAGAGAAAGGAGUGCAGUGAGUGUGCACCCUCUUCCAGCACAACGAUGUGCACAGGUGAUAAGCUCUGAGAACAGUCUUUAGGAGGGGGCCAUCAACCAGAGGAUGAACCUUGUUCAUCCCAAUGUCCACAAUGGGCAGAGUCCCUAUGAAUGCUAGUUCUGCUGGAAGCUUUCUGGAACAAAGCAGCAUUUUUCUCACCAUGGAUUCUACCAGAGCUUUGCCACUGCGAGUGUUUGAGGUAGAAGCCAUAGAGCUCUGGCAGGUCUCCUAGAAUAUGUUUCAGCCAGUCCCUGUAUUCGGACUUCUUCCUUUUCUUAGAGGGAAUCCCGAGUAGCCUGAGGCCAAAGGAAGAUGUCAUUCCUUCCCUCUGUGACCAGCAUAGCUAUGGACAUGACCCCCAUAUCUUUGACUGUGAAGACCUGAGCUGGGUUCUGCAGGCGGCUUGCAGAGAAGGUUUCCCUUCUUUCAAAGACAUGGCUGAUCUCAUACGAUGCUCAUGAUGGAUUUAUCCAGACUCCACAUUAUCCAUCCCAACAAUCACCUACUUUACAUUGCCUUAAUGAUCAAGCCACCUUUAAUCCAAUGUGUUUUGAUCACUGUGAAGUGGGUUGAGAACGCAGUUGAGGUCUACCAAACGAAAAGGGUUUCUAAGUGUAUUGCCUCGGAGAAAGAGCAGGAUGGUGGAGAAUAGCUCUCGGUCCAGAUUUGGCCUCCUUUGUGUUGCUACUCAAGGUCUCCUGGGAAAGAUGGUAGGACUUUGUGGGCCUAAUGUUGGGAUCUGAGUGGCAUGAAUUUUUGUGAGCCAGGGAUGACCCUGAGGACGGGGCAGUUGUGACAACCUCCUCUGCAUCUGGGAGCGGCAUGAAUAGGGCCCUGUGUUUCUAUGGGAUGCCUCAUGUUCCCUAGCACUGUUAAGUAGACACUGUUUACCUGACACUUGCCAAGGAGCCAUUUGUCUUGAAGUUUAGCCUCUGGUAGACAGGUGUCCUAAUUGUCGGAUUUACUGGCCCAGUUGAGACCAUAAUUUGUAGAAACACUGGGCGUGAGAGUAGAAUAGGCGAGUCUGUAGCAAGCUAGAGGGAAUGUGCCUGUUCUAAAAGUACAUCCACGAAUGUUCCUUUGAAUAUGACUGUGCAGGACUCAGGCUUUGCAGAAAUUCUCAGGACCUCCAGACCUCUGUCCUAUGACUUAGGUCACUGACAGAGCAAAUAUCUAAAGGUUUUGUGGGUACCAAGGCUCCCUGCACUUUUCGUGCCACAGCUGUUGCUGCUUUGGCGGGAGAAUGGGGCUGAGAGAAGGCAGAUCCUGUACUCCAGGGGUGUAGCAUUUGUCACAUAUCCAUUUUUGCUGCCAAGGCAUGAAAGAGAGAGAGAGAGUCAAUGUAGGAUUGCCAAAUCCUCUAAUUUCUGACAUGAACGGGAGAUCAGAUUUUUAUGUGCAACAAUUUCUUUAAAUGCUUUGUUGAGAUACAUUUGUCAUGCAACAGUCGUACGUAUUUGAUGUGCACUGUUUAAGAAGUUUUUCAGUAUAUAUACACUCAGGGAACCAACACAGAACCAUGACAAUGGACCUAUCUGUCACCCACAAAGCUACCUCAUGCCCUUUACUAUCCCUCCUUGCCUUCCUAGUAAACCAUUGAUUUCCUUUUCUUUCUUUCUUUUUUUUUAACUACAGAUUUGCUUGCCUUUCUUAGAAUUUUAUACAACUGGAAUCAUAAAGUAUUUAUACCUUAUUUUUGGUCUAUUUUCUUUCACAAUGUAAUCAUCUGAAGAAUUAUCCAUGCUGUAUGUAUGAACAGGUCAUUCUUUUUGCUGUUGCGUAGUGCUCUCAAAUGAAUCCAUCACAAUUUUUUAUGCUUUAUUUUUUUAAUUAAAAAAUCUCUGGCAAAAUACACAUAACAUAAAAUUUACCAUCCAGACCAUCUCUAAGUGCAUAGUUCAGGAGUAUUAAGUACAUUCAUUUUGUACAGCCAUCACCACCAUUCACAUCCCGAGCUCUUUUCAUCUUGCAAAACCAAAAGUCUGUAGCCAUUAAAUAAUAACUUCAAAGUCUCUCCCCCCUGCCAAGCCCCUGGAAACUGCCCUUCUACUUUCUGUCUUUCUGAACUUGACUACUUCAGGUACCUCCUAUGAGGAGAGUCAUCUAGUAUUUGUCUUUUUGUGGCUGGUUUAUUUCACUUAGCGUAAUGUCCUCAAGGUUCAUCCCUGUUUUAUGCCAUGUGUCAGAAUUUCCUUUCUUUUUAAGGCUGAAUAAUAUGCCAUUGUAUUUCUGUGCCAUAUUUUGCUUAGUCACUCAUCUGUCAAUGGUUAUUUGGUUUACUUCCACCUUUUAGCUGUUGUGAACCAUACAGCUAUGAACAUGGGUGUACAAAUAUCUCUUUGAGACCUUGCUUUCUAUUGUUGUUUUAUUUUUUAAGAUUGUAUUUAUUUGAGAGCAAGCAAACAGGAGAGAAAGAGGAGUAGGGUGAGGGGCAGUGG